This is a messenger RNA of Umbelopsis ramanniana AG, 601 nucleotides long. RefSeq lists its product as uncharacterized. The coding region runs from base 79 to 522 and encodes 147 amino acids. NCBI's taxonomy places the organism in Eukaryota, Fungi, Mucoromycota, Umbelopsidomycetes, Umbelopsidales, Umbelopsidaceae. The record is from RefSeq and is a predicted model, not a curated record. The transcript is spliced from 2 exons.
CUGAAUACAUGAUACCCAACAGAAACGACUCACUAUGUGGAUGGCCUUGGUGAAAGUAAAUACGGAAAAUGUAUAGUGAUGGAGACCUCCAGCGAAUCCCUUUCAGAAGAUGACCUCAACACAAAGGAUAACACAGCUAAGCUGCUCCGAUGCGCGGUUGAUAUACUGAAAGCCAAGCAAGCCGAAUGCAUGGACGCCUCUUUUUCAACAUUUGCCAAGCUGCAAAUCUUGACAGUUCAGACUGUUCAGGACACCAUGACGCUUUAUGGCGUAUCCUUCACAGCUGAGAAGAAGAUGUACGAGUACCUUACGCUAAGAACGGCCAGAAUUCCUGUUGCUUGGGAGGAUCGUGAAGACUGGUAUAGCAUGUUUGAACUACUUGCUCAUGUGAUGGUAAUUUUACAAGAACAGAAGCAGGUCCACCUUCAACUCCUGAAAGAAAUGCGGCAUGUAGUUUAUGUCAGACCAAAAGAUUCUGUUCAGUUCCACUCUAACCUGAUGCAUGAGGAUCGCGAAGUAUGACCUGGAAUAUAUUUUUAGCUAUAAUACACUCAUGAUCUAGUUUGUUCACGUUCAAUAUAUUCCUUCAUCUCGACUGUAA